AUGAGACAGCUGGUCAUUGUACUUCUGGCGCUGGUGGCUCCCCACCAGCUGCUCGCCAGUGGCUGCGACACCAAGGGCGUCAUCAUCGAGAAGAGCUUCCUGCAGUCGGUGCACGAUUGCGUGGAGUAUCUGCAGAUCCCGAAGGAGCGCUUGAUGCAGUACCUCUCGAACGAAUUUCCGCCGGACGAUGAGACCAAGUGUCUGGUGUACUGCGUCGGUGUCGACCUAGGCUGGUGGAACAACACCUGCGGGCUGCAGGAGCCGGCCAUCGUGAGCUACUUCCAGCCGGUGCAGGGAGAUAAGCAGUACGAGAGGCGCACGAAAGAAUGUCUGGAUCGCCGGGUGGGUGCCAUCGAGUCCCCAAACAGCUGCUGUCAGGCGUUCGAGACGUUCCAGUGCUACUUCCAGGAGUUCGGAAAUCUGGUCACCUGCCCACAGUACGUCCGGUUGACCAAACUCCAGGCCACCCAGGCCGCCCUGGACUGCUUGGUGAUGCUGCGGUACCCCGAGGAUCUGCUCAAGGUGUACGCUCGUGGCCAGGUGGAGGAUUGUCCGGAGACCCGUUGUCUGUACCAUUGCAUCGACCUGCGUACCGGACUGUACACGCACGAGCACGGCAUCAGUUUGCAAAACUUCUUCAUACGCGAUGCUGCCUUCAACGAUCGCCGCUACCUGAGCAAGGAGACGAAGGCAUGUCGGGAUCGCAUCCGCCAGUCCGGCUGUGACAAGUGCACCGAGGUCUACCAGACGCACCAGGAGUGUCUGUCGGGGUUGGGCGAGAACGGUUACACGUCCGGUCUGAUCACCGAGGCGGCCAAGCUCGCCCUAGCCAACCUUGGCGUGUGCUGCGCCCAACCGCAUGAACAGAAGCCCUGCUAUAAGCCUCAUCCUCCUCCAACGCACGUACCAUGUACCACCCCCUGCCCGGGAUCCUACCACCCGACCAGUCCACCAAACCACGUCUACGUUCCCAAGCCGCAUCCUCCGGUGCCAAAGCACAGCUGCUCGGUGUGCGGCAACCAAGGCUCUUCAGCAUCCCCCUAUCCAUCGCCAGCUGCUGGCGUCGUUCCCUCAGUAGCACUUUCCUAUUCCCAUGUUCGGCCAUCGACCUGCAGUAGCUGUGGCGCCGUCGACCGAAUGUACAACAAACCGGUGGUUCAUGGCUACCGCCGCGGCAGCAGUUGUGGCUGCAAAGCAUGCUCACGGUCGUCUUACUAA
Molecule: messenger RNA, 1218 nt
Organism: Anopheles coustani
Lineage: Eukaryota; Metazoa; Arthropoda; Insecta; Diptera; Culicidae
Product: general odorant-binding protein 45-like
Exons: 1
Coding region: 1-1218 (405 amino acids)
Biological process (GO): sensory perception of smell
Molecular function (GO): odorant binding
Source: RefSeq, a predicted model, not a curated record